AUGGGUGCCAAGACACUAGUUGUUCCAGGAAACUUUCCAGUUGGAUGCUCUGCAUCCUAUUUGACAGUUUGCGGUUCGGAGAAAGAAGAGUAUGAUCAUGUGACCGGAUGCCUCGUUAGGUUAAACCAGUUUGCUGAAUACCACAACAAAUUGCUACAAACAAAAUUAAAGCAAGUUCAAGAUCUUCAUUCUGAUGUCAACAUCUUCUAUGCCGAUUACUACAAUGCUGCCAUGGAAAUCUACCUUUUUCCGUAUAAAUAUGGGUUCACCAACGGAGCUUUGAAGGCAUGUUGUGGAGGUGAAGGGCGGUAUAAUGUCGAUCCAUCAGUGGAAUGUGGAGAUGCAUCUGCAACCGUGUGUGAUGAACCCGAUACAUAUGAGUUGGGUCAUUAG
This is a messenger RNA of Helianthus annuus (common sunflower), 393 nucleotides long. Its product is annotated as GDSL esterase/lipase At1g28640-like. The coding region runs from base 1 to 393 and encodes 130 amino acids. The record is from RefSeq and is a predicted model, not a curated record. Lineage: Eukaryota; Viridiplantae; Streptophyta; Magnoliopsida; Asterales; Asteraceae. The transcript is spliced from 3 exons.